Molecule: messenger RNA, 1984 nt
Organism: Choloepus didactylus (southern two-toed sloth)
Lineage: Eukaryota; Metazoa; Chordata; Mammalia; Pilosa; Megalonychidae
Gene: RAPSN
Product: receptor associated protein of the synapse
Exons: 8
Coding region: 445-1743 (432 amino acids)
Biological process (GO): chemical synaptic transmission
Cellular component (GO): synapse
Molecular function (GO): protein-membrane adaptor activity; acetylcholine receptor binding
Source: RefSeq, a predicted model, not a curated record
GCGGGCUGCACGCUGGCCCCAGUCUCCCCGAUGCCUGUGUGCCCCACCUCAUCCCCCAUGUCCUCCCAGCAUCAGCCCCUCCAGACCUAGGGACUGCCCAGCCCCUGGAGGGACUGCAGGGAAAGCCACCCUGCCAGAGCCAUCAGGGCCAGUGUCAGGUGUCGAGGAGACACCCACAGGGGUGCCCAGGAGGCGGGGUGCCUGUAUCCCUGGGGAAGCCAGCCUGGGGGUGGGCGUGGCAGAGGCCCGCCUGACCUUGCGGCUGACAUUCCUCUGUGGCCACGUGGCCCCAACUGGCAGGGACAGCUGCAGCCAGGGGCCGAACCAGCUUUGUUCCCAAAGUGGCGCCCGCUCUCCAUCCAGGCCCUGCUUGGGCUCCUCCCCGACGCUGCUUUCCCUCCUGGGGCUCAGUGGGCAGCUGGCACAGUGGGUCCUGGGCCAUGAAUGCCUAGAGGCUUAGAGCCACCAGGGUCUCUUGCUUGUGGGGCGCAGGGCUCGGGGAGGAUGGGGCAGGACCAGACGAAGCAGCAGAUUGAGAAGGGCCUCCAGCUGUACCAGUCCAACCAGACGGAGAAGGCGCUGCAGGUGUGGAUGAAGGUGCUGGAGAAGAGCUCGGACCUCGUGGGGCGCUUCCGCGUGCUGGGCUGCCUGGUCACGGCCCACUCGGAGAUGGGUCGCUACAAGGAGAUGCUGAAGUUUGCCGUGGUGCAGAUCGACACUGCGCGGGAGUUGGAGGAUGCUGACUUCCUCCUGGAGAGCUACCUGAACCUGGCGCGCAGCAACGAGAAGCUGUGCGAGUUUCACAAGACCAUCUCCUACUGCAAGACCUGCCUCGGCCUCCCAGGCACCAGGGCGAGUGCCCAGCUCGGAGGCCAGGUCAGCCUGAGCAUGGGUAAUGCCUUCCUGGGCCUCAGCCUCUUCCAGAAGGCACUGGAGAGCUUCGAGAAGGCCCUGCGCUAUGCCCACAACAACGACGACACCAUGCUCGAGUGCCGUGUCUGCUGCAGCCUGGGCAGCUUCUACGCCCAGGUCAAGGACUUCGAGAAGGCCCUGUUCUUCCCCUGCAAAGCCGCAGAGCUUGUCAGCGACUACGGCAAAGGCUGGAGCCUCAAGUACCGGGCCAUGAGCCAGUACCACAUGGCAGUGGCGUAUCGCCUGCUGGGCCACCUGGGCAGUGCCAUGGAGUGUUGUGAGGAGUCCAUGAAGAUUGCACUGCAGUAUGGGGACCGGCCACUGCAGGCGCUCUGCCUGCUCUGCUUUGCUGACAUCCAUCGGAGCCGCGGGGACCUGGAGACGGCCUUUCCCAGGUACGAAUCUGCCAUGAGCAUCAUGACCGAGAUUGGAAACCGCCUGGGGCAGGUGCAAGUGCUGCUGGGUGUGGCCAAAUGCUGGGUGGCCAGGAAGGCACUGGACAAGGCUCUGGACGCCAUCGAGAGAGCCCAAGACCUGGCCGAGGAAGUGGGAAACAAGCUGAGUCAGCUCAAGCUGCACUGUCUGAGCGAGGGCAUCUACCGCAGCAAGGGGCUGCAGCGGGAGCUGCGCGCGCACGUCGUGCGGUUCCACGAGUGCGUGGAGGAGACGGAGCUGUACUGCGGCCUGUGCGGGGAGUCCAUCGGCGAGAGGAACAGCCGGCUCCAGGCCCUGCCCUGCUCCCAUAUCUUCCACCUCAGGUGCCUGCAGAACAAUGGGACCCGGAGCUGCCCCAACUGCCGCCGCUCAUCCGUGAAGCCUGGCUUUGUGUGACGCCCGGCCCUGCAGCGAUCUUGGGCUUCCCCCUGGCCUCCCCUGCCCCUGCUGCACCGUCUGGCUGGGGGCCCCUGACUGGCCAGGCCUCAGAUGCCUGUCUAAUCCUGGGGCAGCCCCCAGGGCCUCCUUGGGCCUCAGUCAGGCCUGGGACCUCACAUUGCAGCUCCUCUAGGCCCAGCCCCUUCUCUCACCUCUUUGUACUUUGCUCUUUAUGGAAAAAUAAAUCGUUUGUACCUGG